This is a messenger RNA of Anoplopoma fimbria (sablefish), 1583 nucleotides long. RefSeq names its product sodium/potassium transporting ATPase interacting 1 (gene nkain1). Gene Ontology annotation, biological process: regulation of sodium ion transport. The record is from RefSeq and is a predicted model, not a curated record. Lineage: Eukaryota; Metazoa; Chordata; Actinopteri; Perciformes; Anoplopomatidae. The coding region runs from base 450 to 1073 and encodes 207 amino acids. The transcript is spliced from 8 exons.
CGUCCGCCCCGGCACCGAUUGUUGACAAAAGACGCUGCGAGACGGAGCCACGGAGCCCGGUGCUGGUGAGCAGAUCUGCCCGGUUACUCCACUUCUCUCCCCGUUAAAGAAGACCAACACUGGGACUCUUGUGUCGCUUUAACCGUGUGGCCGAGGUGAUUCGGUUGUCGGUGGUGGUCGGACCGCAGCAGGCCGGUGUGAAGUGGACGCCCUCCUCCUCCUCCUCCUCCUCCUCUUCCUCAUAUUUACCGAGAAAACCAGCAGCCAAGAUGGGUCACUCGUGAGUCGAAGGGUCAGACCGGCGUUACAGGAGGAGGCGGCUGCCGUGGGCAGGUCUAUUCAGCCGGGAAUGGUGUGAGCUGACACGGAUAGGCAGUCUGGAUCUGACCGGGGACCCGUCAUUCCCCCGGAGCCUCCGUGGCUCCAAGCCGCGUCCUGAGCCCUCCAAGAUGGGGAAGUGCGACGGGAGAUGCACGCUGCUGGUGAUAUGUUCACUGCAGUUGGUGGCAGCCCUUCAGCGGCAAGUGUUUGAUUUCCUGGGCUACCAAUGGGCUCCCAUCCUGGCCAACUUCCUGCACAUCAUGGCCGUCAUCCUGGGCAUGUUUGGCACCGUGCAGUUUCGCUUCAGAUACCUUAUCUUUUAUGCAGUAUGGCUGGUCCUUUGGGUGGGUUGGAACUCGUUCAUUAUCUGUUUCUACCUGGAAGUUGGAAACCUGUCUCAGGAUAGGGACUUUCUCAUGACGUUCAACACGUCCCUUCAUCGUUCGUGGUGGAUGGAGCAUGGUCCCGGUUGCCUGGUAACGCCAGUGCUCGACUCUCGCAUGGCCCCUGACGACCACCAUGUCAUCACUGUCUCUGGGUGUCUCCUCGACUACCAGUACAUAGAGGUUUUAAGUUCAGCCAUUCAGGUCCUAUUGGCUCUUUUUGGAUUCGUAUACGCCUGCUACGUGAGCAAAGUCUUCCAGGAUGACGAGGACAGCUUUGAUUUCAUCGGUGGCUUUGACUCGUACGGCUACCAGCCUCCUCAGAAGUCCUCCCAUCUGCAAUUGCAGCCUCUUUACACGGCUGGUUAACUGCUGGCAGUGCCCCCUUCAGGACAAACCCUGACGGUGUCACAGUGGAUGGAAAGCGGCGGUUGCCUCGAUAACACUCAACUCUGUGUGUCACAGUUAACCGGAGGAAUGGACUUACCCCAGCCGGAGGGAGAGACGUCUGCGUGUGUGCAUGUGUGCUUGUGUCUGAGAGAGAGAAACGUAUCCCUGAAUAGAAUGUACAGAGCUCAGGGAAGAACCAGCAUGCCAGGUGGAGUGAUAAGAUGACGUGGGAGGAGAGGUGCAGAGAACAAGAGCUGGGGACACCUCUGUCAAUUCACAGAAGACACACUUCACUAAACUGCCAGCUCUCAACACUCCCACAAGUGUGUGUGUGUAUAUGUGUGUAUGUGUGUGUGUGUGUGUGUGUGUGUGUGUGUGUGUGUGUGUGUGUGUGUGUGUGUGUGUGUGUGUGUGUGUGUGUGUGUGAUUGUGUUACACCACAAGACUGGCUGGUGCUUUGUGGUGGCACCCUGGACUCUUACCACUCGG